Messenger RNA from Knipowitschia caucasica, 201 nucleotides. The record is from the annotation of a GenBank genome assembly. NCBI's taxonomy places the organism in Eukaryota, Metazoa, Chordata, Actinopteri, Gobiiformes, Gobiidae.
AUGGUUUCCCUGGAAUUAAAGGAGACUUUGGUGCAAAGGGAGAGAGGGGAGAGCUUGGUGUAUCAGGGUCCAGGGGUGAGGAUGGUCCUGAGGGGCCAAAGGGUCGUGUUGGGCCCCCAGGUGAACUUGGACCAAUUGGACUUGUUGGAGAUAAGGGAAAACUUGGCGUCCCUGGCCUUCCUGGAUAUCCGGGAAGAUUAG